GAAUAGGCAGGGUGUGCUCGCAGACCGUGGUGUAGCUGCAGUUUCUAUUUGGGGUGCCCACGGAAAGGAACACCAGGAAAGAAAGCCAGUGCCAUGGGCCAGCUUUGCUGCUUUCCUUUCUCAAGAGACGAGGGAAAAAUCUGUGAAAAGGACGGAGGGGAGCCAGAUGAUGCUGAACUGGUAAGGCUCAGUAAGAGGCUGGUGGAGAACGCGGUGCUCAAGGCUGUGCAGCAGUAUCUGGAAGAGACACAGAACAAAAAGCAGCCCGGGGAGGGGAGCUCUGUGAAAACUGAAGAGGCUGAGCGGAAUGGCAAUGACAGUGAUAACAACAGGAAAUGAGACCUCAGCAGGUUCCUGCUGCUCUGUGAAAAGCAUCCCUGCUCCCCUCUGCCAAGUCUCGGGACUGACUUGCAAUGUGCUUUUUAAGCAUCUCUUAUCCAAUCCAUGGAGGUUGCCCAACGCUUUCAUGAUAGAUGCCUUUGCAUUUCUGAAACAACAGAAGAGAAAUGGAGUGCUGGGACUAGCAGAGGAAAUUAAUUUCUGGAAGAAAAAUGACCCAAGUUUCACUUGCCCUCAGCCAGGCACAAGGGAGGGGGGGACUUUGGAUGGUGCCUCCUGGACUUAGAGGCCAUGGGAGAGGUCUUGCCAUAGAUGGAAUACUGCCAUUUAUAUUGCAUAGGGCAUUUGACUUCUUUAUCUGAGGCCAAAACUCACACACGGCUAUCAAGUGCUAAGUUUAAAUUCAUCACUGUUGAGAUUAUCAUCUGUGCCAUUUAAUCCAUAGUGUUUUAUGUUGUCCUCAGAGUGCUGUCACUAGGCAGUGAUCUUUCUUUACAGUAAAUUAUGUUUCAUGUAAAUGAUAUAUUUUCAGCAAAAUGCAACCUUUUCUAUAAAAUGUGGGCAUCAUUUUAAAGGGUUUUUAACCUUAUUUUGAUAAGUCAAUAUGCCAUAUUUAAUGUAUUUCACUGACAUUUGUACUUUAAAUGUAUUAUAUAAUUUUUUUCCCUUAGGCAAGAA
Messenger RNA from Sciurus carolinensis (gray squirrel), 1017 nucleotides. RefSeq names its product A-kinase anchor protein 7. The record is from RefSeq and is a predicted model, not a curated record. The transcript has 2 exons. Gene Ontology annotation, molecular function: protein kinase A regulatory subunit binding. NCBI's taxonomy places the organism in Eukaryota, Metazoa, Chordata, Mammalia, Rodentia, Sciuridae. Gene Ontology annotation, cellular component: cytosol. The coding region runs from base 94 to 339 and encodes 81 amino acids.